AUGAUGGACAAAAGUGAAGAAGAAAUUCUUAAACUUAAAAAAAUCGCUACACUUCUUAAAAAAGAAUACAACAAACUAAAAGAAGAAAAUGAACUCCUGAAAAAAAACAACGAUCAAAAUAAAGAACAGAAAUGGGAACCUUCUGAAGAAAAUUAUGAACCAGCUAGCGAAAAGUGUGAAACUUUAGAUGAAAAUUAUGACCAGUCAGGUGAAAAAGAGGACGUUUUGGUUGAAAAUAGCUUGGAUAGAGUUAAAUGCAUAAAAAGCAAUGAGCUAUUGAUGAGUAGAUUAAAGAAUGAGAUGAAUAGAAGAAUAAUAUUAGAAAAGAAUUAUAAAAAGUUGAAAGAGUUUACUAUAAUAUUAGAAGAAAGAUAUCGAAAUGAGAAAAAUGUGAGUAGAGAAAAGUAUAAGGAUAUAGAAGAUAAAUUAGAAGAAUGUAAUAAGAAUUUGAAAAAAAGUAAAAAUGAGAAUGAGCUAUUAAUAGGUAAAAUAAAAGAGAAGGAUAUAAUAAUAUAUAAAUUGAAUAAAAAGAUAGAAGAAAUUCGUGUAUAUUUAAAAGGUGAUAAAAAUAUACAUUCAAUAGAGAAUCAGAUAGAUGAGAUGAUUGGAUAUAAAUUAGAAAUAAAAAAAUUAAAAGAUAAUUUAGAAAUAUGUAAAAAGACGGAAGAAAUAACGAUAAAAGAAAGACAUCAAUAUAAAAGUAUGAUCAUGUUAUGUUCUCAAUAUAAGGAGAAAUGUAAAAAAAUUCCAAUUUUAGAAAGUAAAAUAGAUAUUUUAGAAAGUGAAAUAAAAGAAUUACAAUUAUAUAAAAUAAAAGAUACAGAAAAUAUACAACUUGUAAAAGAAUUAAAAGAUGAAAUAUUAAAUUAUCAAAUUGAAAAUAAUAAAUUGAAUGAACAAAUAAAUGAAUGGAAAAAUUUCUCAAAAUUAUAUAUAAAUAAUAAUUCCAUAGAUAUAGAUAAUUUAAAAAAAACAAUGAAUGAUAUACAUAAUAAAUAUAAUCAAGUGAAUUUAAAAAAAACCGAUUUAGAAGUUAAGUAUAAAAAAUUGUCAAUGGAUGUGCAGGUACAAAAGAAUCACUUGAAUGAUAAAAUAUUAGAAUUAAAAAUUAUGCACAAUCGAAAUAAGCACUUGGAAAAAAAAAUUGAAUUUAUAAAAAUGGAUUAUAUGUACCAACUUGGUAGGUAUAAGGAUAAGCAAAUGAAAAACGACAACUUGCAUGUUCAUUCCAAAAAUGAGGUUGAAAGGAAUGAAAAUAUUGGGCAUAAAUAUAGUGACAUAAAAUGUGAUGGUAAUUAUAAAGACAAAGAUGAUGAUGAUAAUAAGGGUGAUGAUAAUAAUAAUAAUGAUCAUAAUAAUGAUCAUAAUAAUGAUCAUAAUAAUGAUAAUGAUAAUAAUGAUGAUCGCCAUAGUGAUGAUCCUAUGUUGACACAAAAUUACAAAUGCAAAUAUGAAUUUAUCGAAAAAGAUAAUAAAGAAAAAGAAAAAUUAAUAGAAGAAUUAAAGGAGAAGUUAGAAAAGUAUAAAAACGAAUAUGACCAAUUUAUUUUGAAGCAAAAAAAUGUAGAAAUAUGUUCACAAGAAUUAUUGUUAUACGAAAAAGAGAUAACAUAUUUAAAGGAGGAAAUUGAAAAUUAUAAAAAUAAAAUAGUAAUAUUACAAAAUGAUAUUAUACAUGUGAAUAAUCAAUGGUCUGAGGAUAAUAAGAAAAAUGAAAUGUCCAUCAAAGAGUUGAAAGAAGUUAUAAAGAAGAUACAAUUUGAUGCAAAAAUUAAUAUGAAUAAUAACAAGAGUGAUGUAAUAAAUAAUAUGAAUAAUAACAAGAGUGAUGUAAUAAAUAAUAUGAAUAAUAACAAGAGUGAUGUAAUAAAUAAUAUGAGUAGUGAUCACAUAAAAAAUGAUCAUAUAAAAAAUGAUCAUAUAAAAAAUGAUCAUAUAAAAAAUGACCAUACAAAUAUUAAUCAUACAAAUAUUAAUCAUAUAAAGAGUGAUAUUGUACAUGGUGAUAAUAUUGUUUACUCGAAUAAUUCUGAACAUUUAAAUAAAUAUACAGAUGAAGGAAAGAGAAGCCCACAAUUUUUUAACCCCUAUGAUAAAGAUUUAUAUAAUCUUUUAUACACAAAUUUGGACGAUACAAAAAAUAUGGAACAUGUGGAAUUAAUUAUGUUGAAAAAUGAAAAUCUUUAUUUAAAAUCGAAAGUAGAAAUUAUGAAAUUAUUUUAUACUAAUCAAAUAAAAACAUUUAGAGAAGCCUUUUUAUAUAUAUUAGGAUGGGACAUCAAAAUUGAGCAAAACGAUGAAGAAAUAUUUUUCAUCUUAACUUCUCUCUUUUCAACACAUGAUGGGAAAUUUGUUUUUAUAAAAAAAAAAAGUAAUAAUGAAAAGCAAGAGGAAAAUAAAACUAGCCUUUUACCAAAUAAGAGAAAUAUACAUGAUAUUAUUCAUCAUGAUGAUCAUGUCUUAAAAAAAGAAAAAGUAAAAGAUAAUUAUGGAUUAUAUGAUCAUCCAAGUGACGAUUUAUAUUUAAAUAAUAUAAAUGGAAAUAAAGAUAAGGAAAAAGAAAACGACAUGAAAAAUGAUAUGAACAUUAAUAAAUUAAAUUAUAAUCAUUUAGAAGAAGAUUUACAUUUCUAUGAAGAUAUUAUGGAUGAAAAAAAUGAAAUAAAUACUGAUAAAAUUCUUCAAAAAACAGAUAUAGAAAAUACAAAUAUAAAUAUGUCUACCAUUAUGAAAGGAACUAAAUAUAAUUUAUUAUUAAAUGGUUAUUAUAGUAUAAAAUGGAAACAAAAUAUAGAAUGGAAAAAUUAUCUAAAUAAAAUUAAUACAUAUCCCAUAUUGUUAUCUCUGUUAUCUAUAGAAGAAUAUAAUAAUAUUAAAUUACAAUAUAAUAAUAAUCUUAGUAAAAACUUUAAAGGUAUGUUAUUCAAAAUAUGA
Molecule: messenger RNA, 2934 nt
Organism: Plasmodium falciparum 3D7
Lineage: Eukaryota; Apicomplexa; Aconoidasida; Haemosporida; Plasmodiidae
Gene: AKIT7
Product: putative apicomplexan kinetochore protein 7
Source: RefSeq, a predicted model, not a curated record